AUGAGCAAUAGUUCAAGACAUUAUUGUCCCGAAUGUGACCAACAAUUAAACGAUAAUUCUUGGUGGUGUAAACCAUGUCAACAACGACAUUUUGAAGAAAAUUUCGAUAAUUGGACAUCUGGUGAUAAAGAUAUUGAUGAUUUUAUUAAAGAAACUCAAUUAAAAGCCGAAGAAGCUGAUCAAUAUUUAGAAUGGAUUCCAUUCUCUGCUUUUAUUAAUGUUAAUAAAUCUGAUAUUUCUGAAGCUGGUUCUUUAUUCACUGCUAAUUGGGUUAGAGGUCCUACUGAUACUUGGGAUCCUAAUGAAGGUGAACUUACUGCUAAAAGAAGUUUACUAAAACUUAAAAUUCAUUAUCAUGGGCGUACACUUAAUGGCCUUAUCAUGCGUCUCUUUGGCGUCACUCGUGAAUCUGUCACAAAUAAUCUUAUGAUGGUUGCUGAAACUGUGGAAUGGGAUUUACGACAUUAUGUAUCUCAUCAUUUUACUCGCCUAUCUUGGCAAAACAAAAUUGCUAUUUUAUAUACUAUUACUUGUGCUCUUGAAAAUCAAAAAAUUGGCCUUCAACAACAAAAUGAUUAUAUUUCUGCUAAUAAAACUAUUAAAUCUCAUAUUGAAAUUCCAUUAAAUGAAUUAGGUUUAGGUGAUUCAAAAGAUUUAAUUCCUCUUUUUAAUGAGAUUUUUGAAGGAUUGAGACCUAAACAACGUGAUGAUGUCCCGGAUUGUUAUAGCGAUUUAAUGCAAUUAUGUUGGAGUAGAUAUCCUAAUGAACGUCCUACAAUAUCUGAUUUAGCAAAACGUUUUAGUGAAUGGCAUCUUUUUAGUGUUGACAAAGAGCAAUUUAUUAAUGCUGAACAAAAAAGAAUUAGACGUGUUUUGGCCAAAGGUCUAAACCCUGAUCCUGGUCGAAUGGCUGCUCCCCCAAAAGUUCAUCCUCAAGCUAUAUAUACAAGUAGAUUGUUAAAAUUCCCCGCUCUUCCUAUACCGAAAAAUUCUCAAAGAAAUUUACCAAAAAGAGCUAAUUCUUAUAAUGACUCCAAUAAUGGACGUACUCAAAUGAGUACUAAAGAUUUGGCUUCAAUUCUUAUUCGAGAUGAAAGUUUUUUUUCAACGGCUGCACUUAUGCAACGACGUUCGGCUUAUCCUGAACCUGAAAUUGAACCAGAAGAUGAAGAUACUUUAAAACAAUAUGAACUUUCUAUUCCUAAUAAUUUGGAUUCAGAUGAUUGUGAAACACCUGAUGAUAAGAAUGAUAAAUUACCACUUUCAGAACUAAAAUCAAUAAGUCUUUCUGAUAAUGAUUAUUCUGCUAAUGGAACUGAGUGUACUAGUUCUACUGAUAUUGAACAUGUAGAAAAAUAG
Molecule: messenger RNA, 1359 nt
Organism: Scutellospora calospora
Lineage: Eukaryota; Fungi; Glomeromycota; Glomeromycetes; Diversisporales; Gigasporaceae
Source: the annotation of a GenBank genome assembly